This is a messenger RNA of Pelobates cultripes (western spadefoot toad), 20180 nucleotides long. Lineage: Eukaryota; Metazoa; Chordata; Amphibia; Anura; Pelobatidae. The record is from the annotation of a GenBank genome assembly.
AUGACCCUCGGGGAGGAUUUCCGGAGCCUAAUCAUGGGGUUGCAGUAUGGAGGCGUUCCCAGCACCAACUCCCUUUACUCCAUCUACAAUUUCUGUAGCAAGCCUUGGGUGGUAAGUUUUAACAAAUAUUAAUGAUACUGGUCAGUAAAAUGAACUCAAAGUUAAAUAGUAGGAACGGUGGGCAUUAAUGCUAGUGGAAGGGAUAUUCCUGCCACGGCAGUGGCUCAGUGGGUAGCUGGGGGAGUAGAUGCAGUGUGGUGCUAGGUGGGGAGCAGGGGCACAGUGGGUAGCUGGGGGAGCAGGGGGCACAGUAGGCAGCUGGGGGAGCAGCGGCAUAGUGGGUGGCUGGGGGAGCAGGAUCACAGUUAGGCUAGUUGAGGGAGCAGGGGACACAGUGGGUAGCUGGGGGAGCAGGGGAACAGUUAGGCUAGGUGGGGGAGCAGGGGCAUAGUGGGUAGCUAGGGAAGCAGGGGGCACAGUGGUGGUAGGUGGGGAGCAGGGGACACAGAAGGUAGGUAGGGCUGCAUGGAGCACAGUGGUGGUAGGUGGGAGACCAGGUGGCACAGUGGUGGUAGCUGGGGGAGCAGGGGCAGUGUAUUGGUAGGUUGGGGUGCAGGGGCACAGUGGGUAGCUGGGGGAGCAGGGCACAGUGGGUAGCUAGGGGAGCAGGGGCACAGUCGGUAGCUGGGGGAGCAGGGACACAGUUAGGCUAGGUGGGGGAACAGGGGGCACAGUGGGUAGCUGUGGGAGCAGAGGCACAGUCAGGCUAGGUGGGGAGCAGGGGCACAGUUAGGCUAGGUGGAGAGCAGAGUACAGUGGGUAUCUGGGGGUGCAGGGGGACAGUUAAGCUAGGUGGGGGAGCAGGGGGCACAGUAGGUAGCUGGGAGAGUUUCUCUGAAAAAGCAGUGUUUCAAACAAAAGCCCACGGGAAUAGGCUUUAGAUACCAAAACCACAACAUUAAACUGUAGUUGUUCUGGUGACUAUAGCAUCCCUUUAAAAGCAGCUCACUCAGUGCGUUUGGGGAUGAGACUGUAUGCAUACCUUUGAUAAGGACGUCUUUCUGGCAUGAGGAGGCGUGGUUAAGGAGGCAGCCUUAUAGUGCAGCAUUCUGCAAAAACAUUUUUUAUAAUGCAAAAAUAUAACGAUUUGAGCAUGCAAAAAUAUACAGCAUAUUAAUGAGGCCAAAACCUAUCAAAUGUAUUAAAGUUGUAUUGUUGCCCGGAGUGUCUGCAAUGAACUCAAAAGUGGGGUAUAGAAUACUUGGUGAACUAGGAAGAGGCAGGAGAUAAAUAGAUACAACCAUAUAAUUUUAUUUUCUAUUGGUGACACUUUUACGCUACAGUGUCAAAAACAGUAUAGGUAUGUCAUAAAAAGACUGCUAUAUUGGUACAUGUUCAAAAACAACCAAAAACCACUUUAGCACAUUCACCUUGGCAAGAUGAAACAUGGUAGAUAUAGAUUGCAGAGUAUAAUAAAAUUGUUAUAGCAGGAGGUCAUGGUCUUAGGUUGGAGGAAUGAAAACAUAUAGGGUUACUUGCUAAACUGAGAAUGUUACAUUUAGCUUUACUGAAAGCAUAGCUGACGUAGAGAAUUGUUCUAGUUUAGCUUUUUUACCUUAAAUUUGAAAUUCACUUUUAAUUUGACUUGAAUUCUCACGUUAAUGAAUAACCCUGUUAGAUAAUGUGUGGGAAAAUAUUACUAUGUCUACUUAGUCUAGCCUUCUAGUGGAACUGAUUUCCUGCAGACAGAAUGGAGCAGCAACCUUAGUGAUGGUCUCUGAUCACUGUAGCACAGUCCACUACCAUUUGCAGUCCUAAACAGUUGAUUGAGCAAAGUGACAUCAAUAGCAGAUCCUUAGAGGUCUGUUCCAGUGUGGACGGGGAUUAACUGCUUACUAUAAACUUUUACAGCAAUCAGAUAAUAUGAAAGAUUUUCUGAUUGCUUCACAUUUCCCACGGGUUUGCACAAAACCCUCUUGACCCCAUCACCCUAAGAAAAUUCAUAAUUUGUCUAAAUGUAGGACCAACCCUGUAAUACAUCCUUUGAAGAUAUCAUAGAGGUGUACUGUGCAUAUUCACAUGACGUCAGGUUUUUCAUGUAGAAAUUAGAGUCCAGAAAUGUCUCACUUAAGCUGUUUUCCUGUAGGGACAAUGCCCUCUAGCACACUUUAAAUGGACACAUAAAUAGUUGUUUCCUGUUGUCGAUCUAUUUUUCUGAAGCAGAGUUUUAUAUUUUUAUUUCUUUAACUUGCAGUAUCUAUCUAGACAUCUGUAGUCAAGGUUGGUUUUCCCAAUAGAAAAGAAGGUACAAAGUAAAAAGAGGGAGUGAGGGGAUCAGAAAGCCAUCAACACUGAAUAUUCUCUUCUAUCGUUCUACUUCAUAUACACUCAACCUCUGCAGCUGUUGAAGAAUUAGACAUCCCAGAUAGCUUUAUGGAAAUUGUUUUUUUUUAAAUGUAUUUUAUUUUCGGUUUUUCACUGGAUAUGCAUAGUAUACAAAAGGGGGAUAACGUGGGAGGGGGUACACGGAGAGAAAGAGGGGGGGGGGAGGGAGGGCGACAAUGCAUAAACAAUGUAUCAUAGUCAUACAAAAAGUAUUAAUAAUAACAUCUGUGCAUAGAGUUGGAUAUUAGUCAUUAGGCACAAUUCACCAGCUUCUGACUAUAAUACAUAUAUACAAUGGCAGUUCUGUUCAAGUUUGCCUGAAACAUUCUAAGGCACUAAUUUGCUUCUGUCCGUCCCUAACUGUUAGGACCGCCGGGGCGGGGGGGGGAGAUUGGUGGGGGGUUAGCGAGGCUGUGCUAUGGCAUAGAGUAUUUUUUAUAUUGUGUUGGUGUUGAAGAGAAGGGCAAAAAGGAAAAUGGUCAGUUAAAGGAUGUUACAAGGUGUUAGCUUGGGAAGUCCUCUUUACUGAGGAGCUUGGUAGAGUAUCAAAUAUGUCGUAGUCUCUGUUAUGUCUUUCCAUAUCUAUAGUCCACCCAUCUGCGCCACCUUGUUCCAUGUCUACGCUGCCUCUCAGUGAUACGGCUUGCCAUGUGUUCGUAAUUAUAUAUCGAGUCUAGUCUGCCCAGAAUCUCUGGUAGCGUGGGAACCUGUGUGGAUUUCCACUUUUGGGCAAUCGCAGUUUUAGUUGCCAUUAGGCAGUGGAUCGUUAAAUAGCUUUCCUCUUCGUGGAGAUUAUCUGGGAAAAUGUGUAAUAAAAAGCUUUCUGGUGUCAGUGGAACCUUGAUCCCUAGAUCCGUGCAAAAAAGUGUGUGAAUAGCCUUCCAUAAUGAUGUGAUCUGUGUACAUGUCCAAAAUAUAUGGUAUAGGGAUCCCUCUUGAUUUUGGCAUCUCCAGCAGAGUUUGUUCGCACCUGGGUAUAUGUGUGCCAAUUUUUUGGGGACCAGGUACCAGCGCAUGGUUAGUUUACAGUAGGUUUCCCACUGGUUGAGGCUAUGUGAGGCCUGCUUUGUUAGCUUCUGAGCCCGAUGCCACGUGGCUACUGGGAAUUGCAUUCCCAGGUCCAUUUCCCAAUUUGUCAUGUAGGAAGGUUUUGUUGCCGUAUACUGGGUAAGAAGUGUAUUGUAGCAGAGGGAUAGUGCUUUAACCUUGGGAAGCUUCCCCUUACAUUUAUGGACAAAUGGUGGUAUGAGGUUAUAUUCUUUCAGGAUAAUCCCGCUUUCCUGAAUAAUAUUCUUUAGCCUCAAAUAGGUGAAUAGUUCCCUGGAUGGGAUAUUAAAUUCCCUAACAAUUUCGGGGAAUGGUUUGAUGCCCUCUUGGGUUAACAAGGAACGUACCCCUGAGAUCCCCCGGCUGAGCCAGUUUUCUAGCUGUAGGUUCGUCGUGCGGGUAGCCAAGGCUUGAAGUGGUGCCUCAAGGAGUAGAUCAUUCUCCUUGAGGAAUAGAGGGAUAGUUUGUCUCCAAGUCCGGAGCAUUAUCUCCGUGGUUGGGAGCAGGUUUUUUGAUUGUACUGGUAUUGAGCUUGCCCAGAGGAACAUUGGAAUCGUGCCAGUGGACAGACAUGCGUUUUCCAACGCCAGCCACACCGGAGGGGCUUUAUGGAAAUUGUAAUUCAAAUACAGCUAAAGGGCUGUAGCAAGAAACAAACUGCCUUUGGCAAUCCUGCUGCACUACAACUCUCAACAUUAUCAGACAGCCUCGCUUGGAAUUUUAGUCCACAACAUGAAGUUGCAUUUUUCAAGCAGAAGGCAUGCUUGAACUUGCUGUGUUUGAGAUUAUUUCCAUUGUAGAAUUAAUUCAAAUGUCACAUAUAGUGGGUUUAUUUGCAAUACAGUGAGACUUGGUUGACCCCUAAGUUUCAACAUUCAAGUGAAAAUAGCUAAAUUAGAAAACGGUUUAUUUUUGUGUAGUGAUUAAACCUUUCAUUAGUUUUCAUAACUAAUAACAACUUUCUUUAAGAAGAACUUUUUGAACCGUAUAACAUUAUUAUUAUAUAACGCCAUUUAUAUAGCGCCAACAGAUUCUGUGGUGCUUUACAGUAUUAUAAGAGGGGGAUUUAACUAUAAAUAAGACAAUUACAAGAAAACUUACAAAAACGAUAGGUUGAAGAGGGCCCUGCUCAAACGAGCUUACACUCUAUAGGAGGUGGGGUAUAAAACACAUUAGGACAGGAAAUAGCAGUCAAAUUAGGUGGGAGUGAAGCAGAGCUGGAGGAGAGAGUAGAGUGCUGCCCUUUAGGAGAGAGCAAGAGACAGGUUAUGUGAGGUAGAGGUUAGCCUGGGAGGCCAUAGGCUUUCCUAAAGAAAUGGGUUUUAAGGCACUUCUUAAAAGAUUGAAGACUAGGGGAGAGUGUGAUGGGGGUAGGCAGGCUAUUUCAUAGGAAGGGAGCCGCCCGCAAGAAGUCCUUCAAGCGCGAGUUGGCCAUAAGGGUGCGAGCAACAGACAGGAGAAGGUCACGGGCAGAGCGGAGAGACCGAGAAGGGGCAUACCUUUGGAUCUGUGAGGAGAUAUAAGAGGGGCUAAGAUUAUUCAGUGCUUCAUAGGUGUGGCCUAGCACUUUGAAUUGACUCCUACAGCAUACAAGAAGCCAAUGUAAGGACUGACAGAGGGGUGAGGUGUGAGAGGACCGACUGGAGAGGAAAAUCAGUCUGGCAGCAGCAUUCAUUACAGACUGUAGCAGGGCAAUACAGCUAUUGGAAAGACCAAUUAGGAGAGAGUUACAAUAGUCCAUGCGACGGCAUGGCCUGGAUUGCACCGAGAGCAGUUGCAUGCCUGCGGAGCUCCCGAACAAUAAAUGCAGAUUAAUCGAUCCACACGAAGACAACCUGACUACUUUUCAGCCACCACGCUCAACGACACCUUGGGGAAAAGAAAAAAAGUUAAAAACUCACCCUGAGGACGGUCCAGGAAAAUAGGUGAUCUUUUCCUGGCGAGACCUAAAACUAAAAUGGCGGCGACCCCAGAUCCCAAAGCUCAUCCUCGGAGGAGGAAACACUGGAUGCUCCGGAUCCCAUACCAGCGGCUACAGACCCCAUCCCGAGCCUAGCAAUGGGCGGCCUGAGAUCUCCGGCCACCAAGGGUGACAUCCUGAAUAUACUGCAGAAACUGCGAUCCCUAUUCCGCUCAGACAUGGCGAUUUUGCAGGAGGAAGUGACCGCCGUUACUGGCAGAGUGAGGGUUGCCAGCAAGCAACGGAGGAGAAGCUAAUACACCUCCAGUCCUCACACCAGGCACUACAGGCACGGCUAGAUUGCCUAGACGACAGAAGACGACGCUCCAACAUAAAAAUCAGAGGCAUUGCCGACUCCACAGAAGACAAUGAAUUACCACAACUUACCCGACGCCUCUUAGUCACAAUACUUAAUCCCAAGCAGACAAAGACUGUGCUAGUGGAGGGCGUACACAGACUCUCCAAGUCGCCAAGAGCCCCAACGGAGGCCUCCCGCGAUGUCCUUCUCCGAUUACAGUCUACCCGGGACAAAAUGGCGGUGAUGGCGGUGCUCGGCGGCCAGAGCCCAUACCAAUUCGAGGGCAUGCAGCUUACCUUCCUGCAGGACCUUUGCAAAGCUACUUUGACCUGGAGACGGUCCGUGCAGUGAGUCACCACAACCCUCAGAGCGGCUGGAGUCAGGUACCGAUGGGGCCCAUCCAUGCUAGUAGUUACAAAGGGAGCAACAACUUAUCGACUGACGUCGACAGAAGACGCAGAAACUUUCCUCGGUAAACUAGGACUUAAAACAAUAUACUCCUCCUCCGACGAACCCUAACUGCUCCUGGGACAUCCCCAACAGCGUCCCAUUUGUGCCACACUCCGCUGCUGACACAGGCUGAAACAUAGGGACAUGCAGGAUAAAGCCACCUGGCUAAGGAACCACCGGACUCCAACAGACCAUAUGACACCUGGUCACAGAGCUUUUUAUUUUUCUAUUCUUAUCUUUUAUUCUUGUCUUGUUUUGUUUUCCUUGCAUUUCGUAAAAUUGUUAGGUGUUUCUUACAACACUAUCGUACCCUAUACGCAGGACAGACUCCCAUGCCCCCUUUACCGCUGCAGAGAGCACCCCCCCAUACGAAAAGCGCAACCAAUAGGUCAGAGAAGGCACGGCAGCAGGCCACUCUCCUCUCAUAACCAGCAGGGCUUGAUGGUACACCCCAUAAAAGCCACUGCUUAGCACCCAUUAUAAUUACCGUUAAACCCUGCUUCGCUCUCCUGGAGUGCCUUUAACCAAAAGACUCAACGUCUGGAACACAUAAAGAACCCUAUGCUUCCAACCAACAAGCUAAGACCACUUAAAAUCACAGACGUGCCUAUCACGCAUGUGCGUAUCGACAACUCUACCCUUACCAUGAACAACACAAUAGAAGAUGGGGCUACAAUGCUUAAUUAAAAUCGGUAUACUAAAACACGAAAACAAUACUCUACUUCAUUUGACUACCAGAACUAAGACUAGCCCAUCUCACGUAGGAUGAGAAUUAUCCCCUUCCCUCUCCAGAUUAUGCACAGCCGUUAAGACGGUUAGGUGUCCCACUCCUUUGUUAUGCGGUGUACAGUAUUAUUCUAUAUGUGCCUAGAGAGAGACAUCUCCCCUCCAACCCCAUCAUUUAUUUUUAUUUUUUUAGAUCGGUGACCUUAGACUAACACAGCCUACUCUUAUUCAUAAAAUGUGCACUCUACUCACUUAAAUGUCCACAUAAAUGUCAUACUAUGUUUGAUGCCCAGUUUGUACUAGCUGUUGUGGCAGUACAAGCUCACUUGUUUAUUGAAUGCACGAAAAAUAAAGAAUUUAAAAAAAAACAAUAGUCCAUGCGAGAGAUUACUAGAGCAUGGACAAGCUCCUUGGUAGCAUCUUGUGUAAAAAAGGGGCAGAUGCGGGCGAUAACAUGACCAGUAUCAGAUUGACAGCCAUUAUCAAUAUUUUUAGAUGCUCCUGCAUAAUUUCAGAAAUUAUCCAUAAAUUUCCUAUGUCAUUAUAACUAACAUCACACUAGAUCAGAUUGCAUUAUGUUCUACUUUGGUUAUAUAAAAGGAAGUAAUAACUUUAUUUUUAGACAUGUACGGGAAGUAGCCCCUUGAUGGCAGACAGACUGGCAACACUUUUCCAUUAAUAUAUAUCAGACACUCACUGGCGUUACCUUUCAGUUUAGUUCUCUUCUUUUCAAUUAAACAUUUGACAAUGAAAUAAGCAUUGUAAAUAAACAUUCAAUAUUUACGGAUCUGCUACACAUUGUCAAACAGUGUUGCCAAACAAAAGUCUAAAUUACAAUUUCAUGUUUGAUACUUAUUGAAUAAAAGGCCUUAUGCCUGCUGUUAAACAGUUUCAGAAGAACAGUCACCAAAACAUUCACUCAUAGCUGGGUAAAACGGUAGAUCGCUAGUCUGUGUGAUACCAAAUACCAUUGCAUCAGCAACAUUUGUUCCAUCUCCCAGUGGUUGAUCCUUGGCUUUGCUCCACCUUUUUGGUGUGAAUUCUUUUCCCAGUUCCUGUUCCCAUUUAAGCAUGUUUGGUAAUUUGGCAGGUAUUGAAACUGUAUUUGAGGAUGCAUAAAUUAAUACCAAUUGUUUAGUCUUACUUGUGGAAUGAAUUCAUCUGGUACUGGGUAGCAUCAGCAUUGAAAUGUUUGGAUAUGGUGGUUUCUAUUCUCAGAUAGGUGAACAAUUCAUUGAUGGGUAGUGAGUAUUCGCUUUGGAGAUCUGGGAAGUGCCAUAUUUUGUGUUGGACAUAAUCUGGUGAACUUUUAGUAUUUUAGUAUGCCUGCCUGAGACCAACAGGAACAGUGUACAGAUUGGGUCUAGAAUUUUAUCAAUCCAUUUAUGCUAUACUGUGAGCGAUAGCCUCAAAAAUCCCAAAUUAUCCCCCUUUGUUGGCAUGGUAAAGUGACAGGGUAACAAUCUCAAAUAUUCUGGUAUUGCUCAGCUCUCAAAUAGUACUGACGUUAAGUUCAACCAUUGAUACAAAAGCUAACUAACACCACCAUACAUAUUAAUCCUGAAUUGUUUGUUUUGGACAUGCCAUCAGAGACACUACGGGGACCAGCAAAAAAGUUAACAGUACACACACCGGUCACUGCAAAACCUUGCAUAGCACAUCACUAGAAAUCCCCUACCCCCAUGUUCUCCAUGGUGCUGAACACCACUAAAUCUAAUAGAAUGUAUGAGGCAAUGACUCACACAGUGAAUGGCACAAUCUCAAGGCAUGAAAAAGUCUGGGCGUCAUGGCAUGCUGUAUACACAGUACUGAGUUCUCCUGGUGCACAGUGAGACUAUGAACCCAACUGGCAUAUGUUUAUAUAUGUAUUUUACUGUUUGUUUCUGUAUGCAUCAUUUCCUUUUUUAAUUAGACGAGUGCUCAGAUUGUUCUGAUCCUUAAUUGUUUAUUGUGCACAUUGUUUCUUUACUCUUAUGUCUUAUUUAAAACCAAUAAAAAAAAAUUGAGACAUGAAAAUGGUAUAUUGAUUCUGUAGAAUUUCAAGUGCCAUUAUGUUUACAUUUAGAAUGGCAGAACAUCAUGGAAGUUCUUGUUGUGCAACAUCUGAGGAUCUACCGUUUAUCUACUAAACUUUAACUAAACCAUCAGAUACAUCAAGAACUCAACGCCUAAAAAUAAUAAUAAAUGAAUAGUUAAAAACAUAUGUAAAGGUUUGCACAAGAGUAGAAUGAACAUUAAGAACACCUCCCCUGAGUGAAAUAAUUGCAUGUUCUGGCAAAAACACUAGCAAAUCAAAACAACUUUAGUUUAACCCCUUAAGGACCAAACUUCUGGAAUAAAAGGAAAUCAUGACAUGUCACACAUGUCAUGUGUCCUUAAGGGGUUAAAGGAACACUAUUGUGUUAGGAAUACAAACAAGCAGGCAAAUAACUGAGCAGAUCAGACAUUCUUAAUUAGACACACUUUGCAACAAAGAAAGUUUAAAAAUUUGACCUCUUUUUACAGGAAGUAUGUAGAAAGGCAGUCUAAUUUACUGGCAGAGGAGGUGUGGAUAGGGCUGCCUAAGCAAAGUGAUUUAAAGGAACACUAUAGCACUAAGAAUGCAACCAUGUCACCAAUGUGCCUUGACACGGCAACUGCAUUAGGUCCCUAGAUCCACCUGAUACUCCCAGUUACCAAAGUUGCUUAAUGUGUGAUUUGGGACCUGUGUGUCUCCUGAUUGUUACUACUCUUACAGACCGCGAGUCUGCUCGUGCAUCUAUCACUGCUACAAAGCAGUUGCUUUACAUGAAAUAUUGUGUUCUUGCAUAGAACACUGGCUUAAUGAUAGAGUGCAGAGAGUAGUUGUAAACGGAAAAUUUUCAAAUUGAACAAAAGUGGUAAGUGGAGUGCCUUAGUGUUCUGUCCUUGGUCCGCUUCUCUGUGUUUGCAGAACACACAAAACUAGGUAAGAAAAUACAGCCUGAACAUGAUAUAAAACUUCUCUGCAGAGGGGUUUAGAUAAAUUGGGGGGGCUAGGCAGGCAAGUGGAAUAUUAGAUUUAAUACAGAUAAAUGUAAAGUCGUGCAUUAUGGAAUAAGGUACCCACAAACCACUUAUACAUCAGAUGGGAUAGAGUUAAGGAUAACAUUAAAUGAAAAGGGAGUAUAAAUAAGGUGUGUAGGCACUUCUCAAAAAUUUAAUAAAGGGUGUAUCACAUCACAGGUGUAUCCCCUAUCACCAUACAAAAUUCACAAAAUCAAACAAAGUGGUUCACCCCAGGAGAAUGCACACAAAUAAAAAUGUCAGCAUACAGGCCAGACAGAAUAUUUUACAAAAUAUAAAAACAAUACAUAGUGCUUUCUGUAUAUAUAAAACCAUAUAAGACACCAAUAGAAUACAACCUGAUUUGGCUCUAUACUGUGUAGGUUUAUUCUGUUGGUGGCCAUAGGUUCACCAUCAAUGCAGAGUAGGCACCUGCCUGCCCAAAACGUCAGGCGCCUACUCUGCUUCCGUGUCGGGAGGCAGGGGGAGGGAUAUGUAUAGCAGCUCCCCUGUCCUCCCGCCAUCAAUCUGUGUGGAGCGUUGACGCGCGUUGCCAUGGCAACACUCCACACAGCAUCGCGCGGGAGGACAGGGGAGCUGCUUCACAUAUCCCUCCCCCUGCCUUCCGACACGGAAGCAGUACUUACCACCACCGGACCACCAGGGAUGGCUGUGUGUCCCCCCUCCUUCAUUAAAGGUAAGAAGGAGGGAGGGGGAAUACUGAUUUAGCAUAUAUAUAUAUUUUUUUAAAACACCUUUACCCCCCCAUAACCCCUCCCCACACACACAGUACCCCUACCCCCCCACACCCAGCAUCCCUCCCCUCCCCAGCACCCCUACCCCCCACACACAUCACCCCUACCCCCACACACACACAGCAACCCUACCACCCUCACACACACAGCACCCCUACCCCCACACACACAGCACCCCUAACACCCCCACACACCCCCCCACCCCCCACACACAGCCCCUACCCCCACACACAGCACCCCUACCCCCACACACACAGCACCCUACCCCUCACACAGCACCCCUACCCCCCACACACACAGCACCCCUACCACCUCCACACACACAGCACCCCCCCCCCACACACAGCACCCCUACACACACACCCUACCCCACACCCCCCACACAGCACCCUACCCCAACAGACACAGCACCCCUCCCACACACACACACAGCACCCCUCCCCCCACAACACACACACAGCACAGAACCCUUACCCCACACAGCACCUCUACCCCCCCACACACAGUACCCCAUACACACACAGCACCCAUCACACACAACACCCCUCAGACACCCACACACAACACCCCUCACACACACACACACACACCCUCACACACCACACCCCACACACACAGCACCCCACACACACUCACAGCAUCCCCCCCACACACACACAGCAGUCUGUGUGUGUGUAUUCUGCAGUCUGUGUGUGUGCGCGUGUAUUCAGCAGUGUGUGUAUUCAGCGGACUGUGUGUGUGUGUAUUCAGCGGACUGUAUGUAUGUAUCAAAUCCUGCUUUAGGCAAGGCAGCUUAGGGUGUGGGGAAACGCUAUAUAAAUGUUUUAAUUGCACAUAAUAUUAGGAAUAAUCCACUGAUUAUUCCAACUGCUCAAGUAAUGUUCAAAAGCAUUGUAUGAAUAAACGGAUUAUGAAAUUAUAGAAAAACGCUUAUUUUAAAUCUGUUUUGUUCUGCACACUGAAGUAAGAACACUUUAAGGGUUGGGGGCUUCUCUCGCUUUAGCACUUACUUACUUAUUUAUGCCCAUGUUUAACUAUAUUGGCACUUUGCAUUAAACCAACCUGAAUACUUGACUUUUUAGAAAGUUGCCCCCAUUCAUAUUUGAAAGGGCCUCAUGUCCUGCAAGUGUCUUCAAUUUUAAUACAUUAUAUAGAUCAAGGAUGCCUUAAAGGUAGAUCCUGAAAAAUUGAAUAACUUUCACUCAUAUAAUGCUUUACCUGCCUUUAAAUUUGCUAAGCAGCGUGGAAGGUGUAAUACAAAAACAUCUCCUACAUUUGAAAUUCCUGCACUUGCUGCGUAUGCCUGGAUUUAUAUAGUCUGCGGUGAGCUCCAUACCAGUACAUGGCUCAUCCAAUCUGGAUACAGUUUUUCAGUAAAAUGAAUGUAGAAAGGUCCAGGCACUCCAGAAUUCAAAAAAGGCAAUUUAUUGAAUCCACAGCCAAACCAACGUUUCGACCAAUAUGGUCUUUAUCAAGCUGAUAAAGACCAUAUUGGUCGAAACGUUGCUUUGACUGUGGGUUCAAUAAAUUGCCUUUUUUGAAUACUGGAGUGCCUGGACCUUUCUACAUUUGUUCUACUGGUUUCCUGGUGUUUCUUUUUAGGGGGUUCCACCUUUUUCAUUCUUUGGACAAUUUUUCAGUAAGACCUGUAUAUAAGCCCUAAGGGUUUAAAACGUGUAGUUUUGCCCUUAGCAGCAGUUUCAUUGAUCCUAUAUGAUGAAUGGAAGUGCUGCCUAAGCGGAUGGCAAGUUUUGUAUAUACUUGGGCUUGCUGUAAUCUGUAAUGAGCCUUCUUCAUAUGACAACAUUUUCUGUGGAAUGUAUAAUAAGACAUGGAAAAGGCUGUGAUCACACAUGUAUUUUUAUUCCACUUAAAAAUAAAUAAAUAAAUCACUGAAUUUAACACACUUAACACACAUUAAUACCUAUGCAAGGAGCAUAAGUCACAUUGUGUGGAGUGCCCUUCUAGCCAUGAGCAUAACAGAUAGUGGGGGAUACUUAUCAAGGCAAAACCGAUAUGCUAUUUUGGGAACAUACAGCUGAAUGAGGAACGCUCAUCAUUCACCAUGAACAACAUUGAAGAUUUGACACCCAAAGCAUCACCUGUUUUUACCUGAUAAAUGUCUAGCAUGGGAUAGUAUUCUGAUCUUAGUCAUUAAAAACACAAUGUACUAACACUCAUUAAGAUAGCAAUACCAACCAGGAUGAAACACACUAAAUUACGUGAUUGUCCCCGGUAGGGCCUCUGUACUUCGUUACUUUAUUCUCUUUUUAUUUCAUCAGGGAACAAUAAAAGCACUUGUUAUCUGCAUAUAUAUACAUCCAUAGGUCAGCAUACCCACGCACAAAUCAUAUCCUCAAAAGUUCCCUACCAGCCUUAUAGCAUGUCACUCUUAUGAACAAUGUAUGAUAAUGCAUGCCUAGACUAGAAUGUAUAGUUUAAUGUCUUCUCUAUAAAACAAAAAAUGUGCCUAGCAUAUAAAACCACAUGUCUACAAUCCUAUGUUUAAUGAUCUGUGUGCAACAACCGUUGUGGUAAUGCACACCUGAAUAUUAUUUUCAUGCACAACCUAAAUAAAAAAAAAUAAAAAAAAAAAUAAAAAAAUAAAAAAACCGCAAUGUACUACCACAACGCCCGGCCAAGUCUCUCAUCACAACCAGCCGCCUGUGCGCUUACACCAUCGGAGCCAAGGUGAGCCGUGACCUGGACAUAGUGACCGGGGCACUCCGGGUGGGGGCCAGAUGGCAAGACCUCAUUCAAUGGCUCAGACCCCAGUUACCCUGGAUCCCCCCUCAGCUAUCUCUUUAUCCAUUCCCCCCACAUGGUUUUAGCUUGGCUUCCCUCCCCCAGUGACAUGACUGUGGCUUCCCCGAUCACGUUACAGGGAGUGACCAGAUAGCUGUAGGAAACAAUCUACACAGGGCUGGGUAGUACAUAUCUAUAGCUGUAAUAUCCAGAUAGGAAAGGAGUGCCAGCUCCUGGGGUCAGUCCCUGGUUAAUUAAUAUUAAUUUAUAUUGGAAAUUAAUAUCAACAGUCCCUGGUUCACGUGACGAUUGUGUGUCAUCUAUACACAUAUAUAGUGUGUUUACCCCUAUGCUACACAUUGCGUACCGACCAUUUUUAGUUUCUUCUAUUUUAUUUUUGUUUAUCUUUGUAUUUUUUUAAUAUCUGUAUAUUGUAAUUUUUUAUUCAUAUUAGAUUCAUUAAAUUCAUUAAAAAGUCUAAUAUUAAAAAAAAGAUAGAAAAAACUAUUCUAAAAUCAUUUGGGGAAAAAAGUCAUUUUUGGUUUCGGUUUUGUUUUUUGGCCAAGGGCAUCAUGAAUUUUCGGUUUCGGCCCAGAAUUUUCAUUUCGGUGCAUAACUAGGUUUUAUUUUUUCUAGAAUAUUCUGUCCUGCCUGAAUACUGACAUAAGUAUUAUUUGUGUGCAUUCACUUGGGGUGAACCACUUUGUUUGAUUUUGUGAAUUAAAUGAAAAGGACUUUUGAACAGUUAUAGAUCUUUUUUUCAACUUAGACAACUAUGUAAUGCCAAUUGUCAGUUGACAAACUUAUAUUAUCACUAGAAGGGAGCAGGUCACAGUGCACAGGAUGAUGUCACUAGAGGGAAGCAGAUCGCAGUGCACAGCAUGAUGUCACUAGCGGAAAGCUAGACGAUAUUACUAGAAAAAAGCUGUACACUGGCUAGUGAUCUUUAUACAAAGGAGCUAAUUACAACAUGCAGGCUUGUGAUCAGUGAGAUAAACUUUGGUGUGUAUUUGGAAUUAUCAAUAAUGAUAAUCUCAGAUGUGGCAUAAAUCAUUAAAUGCAUUAAUGUUGUAGACACUGUUGUAUACGUGUUAGAAUAGUCUUUGACAAUGUGUCUGCUAUGUUUACAUUUUGUACACAAGUGUAACUGAGUAGAGUAGAACAUUGCUACUUGCCAAGGGAACCACUGUCAGUGUCUCAUGACUGGAAUUAACAGCAUUUUUUUUUAAACUGAUCUCCAUAUUCAUUCAAAGUAGUACACAAUCUUUAAUCUCUUGGAAGCAAAGUGGGAGCUGGAGCUUUAAAUGAGCUACAAGGGUGGGAAUCACAGUCAGGAUGAGCGAAGGACGGAAAAUGCUCAGAGAUACAGACUGUUGAUUAUAUGACACAUCCAUGUUCAGUCAAAACAAAAAUAUAUUUUGUUUCUCUUGUCACGCUCUAGCUGCGUCAAGCUACUGGAAACCAUAUUGUUUCUCUUGCCAAGAAUAAUGAGUGUGAGUACUCAGUUAUUGGUUAAAUAACUAUUUUAAAAUAGACGUGUGAGUACUCAGCACCCUUUAUUGGAUGUGAUCCAGGCAUGGACAAAUCUCAUUGGAGUUGUAACAUAUAUUGUUGCAGCAUUCUCAUAAUUUUAAUAUAAGGCCAUUCCUGUCUGGUAUUAAUCCAUUCUUUUUUAUAUCCUGACAGAGAUCUAGGGAUGGAGAUGGGGCAUGUGAGGUGUGGAUAUUAAAAUUAAAUGUAGAAAAUCACAUCUCUUUAGAAAAGUGUACUAAAGAACAGGUUUGUCAUGUUAUUUGCUAAAUCGUUAGUAUAAAUUUCAAAGAAAAUGUAGCAUAUAAUGAAAAAAAGGUUGAUACACAAUAUAAGUGAAUUUGAAUUUUAUUCAUCUGUAUAACAUCCAGAGAAGUAGCUGUUCCCCUUAAAAUCAUUAAACUAUAAAUGGCAGCACAUUGAAAUGUAGUUGCCAGGCUACAAUAUAUAUAUAUAUAUUUUUUUUUUUUAUUAAAAAAACAUCUUCAAGGUGGCACAGCUUCCCCCCUCCAACCCCUACCCAAUGCUGCAUGUGUACUACACAGCAUCUCUGCUGUACUGUACACUGAUCCGUACAGAGUGCACACUUCCUAGCAGCUCCUUAGGUGUCUCAUAGGUUAGUGUUGUGACUGAGCUCCUCUGAAGUUUGUCUCUCUUUUUUCCCCAGUUGACUUGUGCACAGAAUUGAAAACUGUUGGAAUACAUGACAGCAUACUAUGGCGGCCUUCAAGUCUGUGCACAGGGCAAAGGGCACUGAAGUGGCACUGAUCAUCCCACCUCAACCAAACGUGCAGCAUUUAAUCCUUGGACCCAGGCAGCACGAUGUCUUGGCUGGCCCUGCUCACAUUUUCCCAUAUUUCACAGUGCCACCCAGUGUCUCCAAGAGUCCCCAUGUCUCACACUGUUCCCACUUCUCCCAGUGUCUCUGUGUCCCCAUGUCUUACAGUGUUCCCACUUCUCCCAGUGUCUCUGUGUCCCCAUGUCUCACAGUGUCUUACAAUGUCCCCAUGUCUCACAGUGUCUCGUUCUGUAUCUCCAUGUCUCUCUUAUUGUCUCCCGGUGUCUCUCAGUGUCUCACAGUGUCUCUGUGUCCCCAUAUCUUAGUCUCCCAGUGUUCUCAUGUCUACCAGUGUCCCGAUCUCUCACCGUGUCCCCUAGUGUUUGUUCCUUUGUCUCACAAUGUCUCUUUGCAGCCUAUCCUUCCAAUUGUCUCCUCCAUCCCUCACUUACUUGAGCUGCUGGCUGGACUCUCAGAGCUGCUCCCCCGCGGAUUCAGCAAGUCGAGAGAAGCAGGGAGGGAGAUGAUGUAAUUUCCUACUCUGCCUCUCUCCACACACGGCAACUCCUACAGGCUGGCACCGGUAUUGCAGUCUAAUCUCAGUUUAUACUGAGAAAAAUGCCAUUUGUAUUGCCGGUAUUAUUGCUAUACGGUUCCUGCUGCUCUGUUAUCAAUCAUAGGAGGCUGACUGGAGUACAGAGGACAUUGACCAAGAUGGAUCUCCCCUCACCAGCCCAUCAAAGCUCCAAAAAGUCAAAUUAUAAUUGUUGUAAAUAGGUUCCCCCUACAGUACAGGCAAAUGUAGGCAUCCUAAUGGGAAAUCCAGCAUUGAAGAUGGAGUGAAAGCAGCCUAAAACCAUUUGAUUAUUUACAAUUUGGGGAGUGGGGGGCUCAGGGCACUCUUAGCACCAUAAAUACUGCAAUGUGCUGUUGCUUUAAAUUAUAAUAUAGCAAGCCACUUAUAUGUACAAUUGGAGAUGAGCAAAUUUAGUGUAGAUUUGCAAAUUUCAGCAGCAUUGUGCAACAGAAUUUUGGCUGUGCUGUGGUCUCAAACCUUGAAAAUACAUUACAGCUACUAUUCACUAUAUAUAACAGAGACUAUAAUGUGAUAAUUAUUUUAUUUAGAUUUAAUAAAGGUGUAUUUUUAUAUUAGUGGUGUACAUUUGGUUCUAUUUUUGUACAUAUUUAUAUUUGGCAUUACUUGAGCUUGUUGUGCCAUGUGUAGAAUAAGGUUGGAAAAUAUAUAAUUGGAGGUCUAGUAUUUAUAUGUAGGUAUGCCCCUACAUACUAAUAGUUACUCUGUGGUCUUCCCUGCUUCUGGAGCCAGUACCAAGUACCAAAUGUGUUCCUAUGGUUUAUCAGCUGCUGAAAAUAACCAUGUAUUGCUUAGUCUAUGUAUGUCUGUCAAUCAUUAUUUUUUUUAUAAUGCAUUGUUUUCCACAGGGCUGUACAAUGGAGGGACUAAACAAGUAAUUUCAACAAGACUAGAUGGACAUUCAGUGCCCCCUGCUCAACACGUUUACAGUCUGUCUAUCUUUUUGGCUAGUUCUUUCUAUUUAUCUAGCAUGUUGACAUAUAGAGAAUGAAAAAUUCUGUAACUAUUCCAUUAAAGUCUUCCCCCAUCUCUGCUAGCAACAUUUGUGAACUAAUGACCUGAUAGAGUUUUAAUAAUCUUUCUGUUUUGGAUUUUUGGCAUCAUGGUGCACUUGUGGUGAGCAUUCUAACUCUGUCAUUGUCUCUCUGUCUCUCUCCAGUUUUCACAGCUCAUAAAGAUUUUUCAGCGGCUGGGUGCUGACAAGUUCCCUUUGGUGGAUCAGUCCUUCUUCCCUAACCACAAGCAGAUGGUGAGUGUCACUGGUUUCCCAUAUGGCUUUAAAACCAGACAGGGAUAUGUCUCCAGGCAGAGGGAAUAGAUCACAAGGGAGAUAUGUAAAUGGAGCCUGCUUUUGUAUUGACAAGUGCUGUUUAAAGGAACAGUGGAUUCAUACAUGUUGUUUUGAUGUAAAAUUACUCGAAUAAAGGAUUGCUUGACUUUCCAUUAUACCCAAAGUUCCUUACCAGGACGGUUCAUUCCAACCUUGCAACUGCCCUUAAGUUUAUACAUCUUAAUACAGCCAAGGCACUUCAUAAACAUGUGUAACCUUGCAGUAUGCAAUGUCUUAAGCGCCUGAAAGCAUGUCUGGAGCAUAAUGUACAACAGUUUUUAGAAUUCCAAGUUAUGAAAUAGUGCCGUGCAGAUAAAGGUUAACAUGUUGAUCAAUCCAUAACUGAAAUGUAAAAAAUAAAGCAGAAAGCCAUAGUGCUAAAUUGUGCAUCUGAAUUGUGUCCUUUGCCAGGAGAACUUAUCUGUUAAGCAAGGCUUUUGCCAGCUGUGACAAUAAUUGAUUUAAGAAAGCACAAUACCAAAUUAAUGUAAGUGGUUUUGGGGUGAGGCAUUCUGGCUUCGGGGCCCAAAAGAUAUGGAAUGGGAAACUCAUGGUGGUGAGAUUAAGGGCAUAAUAUUAAAAGCUUUAGAUGGCUGAUUUAUUAUUUAUGGGUGUUAUACAAGGAUUGUCACAAUAAAAUGAAGAUGAUGUGCUGCACACAGGCAUGAAGUAGAUGAGUUGGAGCUCCAGGAAAAGAUAACAGAAUUUGUAGUAUCAAUAGAAUAGGCUACAAGUAGCACUAUUACAGGAAGUCAUUACAUUGUACCUGAAGAUACUACAUUUCAGCCAAUAAAGGCCUUAAUCAUAUACACAUUGGUUGGUGCUAAUAAUGUGAUCUAGUCACAUUAUACCUAAACAGACAUUGUUAGUUCAAGUCAGGUGCCCAAGUCACAUCAUAACAGGUAUCACUGAACAAGCACAGGUAGGUGCUAUAACUCAAGCAAACUAUUUGAUCUAGCCAAUGAUCCCUUGAUCCUGCAAGAGUUUCUCAUGUUCUUUUUAAAUAUAUUGAUAACUGAAUCUGCCUGAUUACAACCAAAGUCUCCUGAGUGGAAAGAUGCUUCCUGGCAAACAGUGGUAUGACCACUCUCACUCCCAACUAUGUUCCUAACUGAAAGAGGGUGAGCAAACGGGGCAGUUGUUUCCUGGGCCACUUUCCUACUGGGUUUGUGGGCUGCAGACAUUUUUCUGCUGAUUAAAAGCAAGUACUUUGGGAUGUCUACAGGAGUGAGGGAGUAGGCAGUAGUAGCUCAGGGCAGAUAUUUCCUGGUGGACUGUACUAAAACAAAGUGGUUGUUGUUAGUAAAAACAGUAUGUAUCUUUUAGGAUUGCCUCGAGCUCUGUGAGACCACCAUUACUGGCCUCCUAACUGUCCUGCUUUCUAGGAUACUGUCCAGCCUGUCCUUGAUGUCCUGCAACUGUUCCUAAGCAGCACAGCACAAGAACCAUACAAAAGGUGCUUCAAAAGUGCUCUCUGCAUGGUCUUCUGUGUUGGGUGCCAGACGAAGAGGAUGGGAGUCAACCUGGCAUGAUUUAUGCCAGAGUGAUGUGCCCCUUCAAUAGGUACCUUUCUGUAAAAUCCAUAAUUGGAUGCUUUGAGUGAUUAGAACAAUUCACACAUAAAAUCUGUCAGUUCCAUUUGCAAAAUAAAAAACGGUUUUUUUUGUACUUGUCCCAAGGCAAGUUGCUCCCAAUAAGAGAAACAUUGCUUAUUUUAGAAGAGGGUUUACCUAAUUCUGGCUAUAUCUUGCUCUAUAUGCCUUUGACCGUUCAUUUACCAUAGAGACAGAGACCACCAGGAAUAGGAAACUGUUGCUCUUCCAGAUAUUGUGAGGAUAUUGAUCAGAAGUAUAAGUGAAUGGUGCUUUCACAGUGUUAACACGGUUGUGGGGUGUGAAAAGGUGUUCCCCAACACCCUAAAACAGGAUAAUCAAUAAAAAUUGAGAGGAUAUGUCAGGGAAUAACAGGAACAACCAAACAACUUGUAAAAUUCAGGGAUAAAUGUUAAAUACCAGUCCCAUAUAAGGUAUUUACCAAUCAUGAGUGCCAAUCACCUCGAUAUAUUGGCAAGAAAAUUACAUUUCAUGGUUGGUGGUUUUCUAAAAAAUUACAUUUAAUGUAUACAAUUAUUUUUGAUUACACAAAAAACUAGACACCAUGUGGUUUGAGUUUUCCCUGACAGUUUUAUUAUGGCCAAAUGUUACUUUGAUAUACAAUGCCCAAAAACCCAUUAAAAUUCCCAUGCCAGAUAGGUCACCCAGGCAAUAAUAUGACUUUUGCAAGACAGGAUUUUAAUUUUUUUAAAUAUACUUUUUUUUUUUUUUUAAACAAUUGAGUUAAAUAACAUAAAAACAUCUUUACAAUAAUCCAUAGCACAUUUUUUACAUUUAUUGCGUAAUCUGAAAUGUGCACAAAACGUUUUCUUAGCAUGCUGAAUGGGGCCACAAGAUUGUCCAAAGGUUAUUAUUUAUGGAGCCUGUCUUUUCUGUUAUACACUUUUCAGCUCAAGCACAACUAUGUUAUUCAUCCCGGUACAGACUGCAUUCGAUAUAUAUAA